Carya illinoinensis is the source of this 1286-nucleotide messenger RNA. Its product is annotated as zinc finger protein CONSTANS-LIKE 13. Gene Ontology annotation, molecular function: protein binding. The record is from RefSeq and is a predicted model, not a curated record. Lineage: Eukaryota; Viridiplantae; Streptophyta; Magnoliopsida; Fagales; Juglandaceae. Gene Ontology annotation, biological process: regulation of flower development. The coding region runs from base 75 to 974 and encodes 299 amino acids. Gene Ontology annotation, cellular component: nucleus. The transcript has 3 exons.
AGAGAGAGAGAGAGAGAGAGAGAGAAGAGAGAGAAAGGAGGGGGGCAAACAUCAGGUCAACGCCUUCUCCAGAUAUGACGUCAUCUUCCACGUCAGACUCCAGCUCCUCUCUCUGGCAUAAGUACUCCCACUCUUCGACUUCAGUCUCUUCACUUUCCCCCUUCCAACACUUCCCAUAUCCCCCACCCCCCGCCCCCCUCCCAAAAGACUCACGCGCCAUGUACACUCCCCCCAACACCGUAUUCUCACGCGCCGCCGAUUUUUCCGGCCUUUCCACAUCCCAGGAGCUCACACUCCCAUUAGCUCUCCCUUCGGCGCCGUUUCUGCCACCCAACUUGCUCCUUCCCGACCACCUCUCCGCCUCCGAGCUCGACUGUGUCCCCGACGCUCUGCGAACGUUGAACUCGGAGGUGGGGAACAGUAGUAGCUGUAGCGGGUGCAGCAGCUACGGCUCUCCGAAUUCCCUCGCGAGUCAGGGGCCGAGUUUCAUCCAGAGAAGCGUGAGCAGCCACUCACUCCUAAAGAACGGGUUUCGGCAACUCGUUUCGCCGACCCGCGAGUUUUUGGACUCCGACGAGAGUCCUGUCCGGAGGGUAUUCAGCACCGGGGAUUUGCAGAGAAUUAAAAUGGUGCAGCGCUGUCAUCGAUCAGAGAGCCCCUUGUCCAAUGAAAAUAGUAUCAUCAUCGAGAGUAUGAGCAAAGCGUCCAAAUACAGCCCUGAGGAGAAAAAGGAGAGGAUCGAGAGAUACAGGAGCAAGAGGAACCAAAGAAAUUUCAACAAAAAGAUUAAGUAUGCUUGUAGGAAGACAUUGGCGGACAGCCGGCCGCGCAUCAGAGGUCGGUUUGCAAGGAACGAUGAAAUCGAGAAGAGUUCUCAAGUUCAAUGGAGCCAUAUGGGCGGGGAAGAAGAGGAGGAAGACGACGAGGAUUGGAUCAACUUCAUUUCAACAUUCUCAGCAAAUAUGGGAACUUAAUAUAUAUAUAUAUUUGCAUAUGUGGCUCCUUAAGUGAUUAAGAGAGUUCUUAUAAGUUGGACCUAAUUAUAGUGUCCUAGUGUGGCUAUCUAUGUUCUCUUGAUUUAGUGCUUUCAAGUGUGCUAGCUUCAGGUCAAAAAUUGAUGUAAAUAUGGUAGUUUGAUUAGAUUAUUGUUGUUUAUGUUGUUAUCAUCGUCAUCGUCGUCAUCUAAUGUGGAUCUUCGGCUGCCCUGAAAUAUUUAGAAAUCGGGCAGUUCUGAAACUUCUGAAAAUUGUAGCCACUGAUCAUCUAAAUGGAAUCAAGUUUGUAAA